Messenger RNA from Lepus europaeus (European hare), 1014 nucleotides. RefSeq names its product mitotic arrest deficient 2 like 2 (gene MAD2L2). Lineage: Eukaryota; Metazoa; Chordata; Mammalia; Lagomorpha; Leporidae. The record is from RefSeq and is a predicted model, not a curated record. The transcript has 9 exons. The coding region runs from base 56 to 691 and encodes 211 amino acids. Gene Ontology annotation, cellular component: zeta DNA polymerase complex.
GUCGGGUCGCUGCCUCCCGGCCCGGGGGCCCCGACCGGAACCGGGAGCGGGGAGGAUGACCACGCUCACGCGGCAGGACCUCAACUUUGGCCAAGUGGUGGCCGACGUGCUCUGCGAGUUCCUGGAGGUGGCGGUGCACCUCAUCCUCUACGUGCGCGAGGUCUACCCGGUGGGCAUCUUCCAGAAGCGCAAGAAAUACAACGUGCCGGUGCAGAUGUCCUGUCACCCGGAGCUGAACCAGUACAUCCAGGACACCCUGCACUGCGUCAAGCCGCUCCUGGAGAAGAAUGACGUGGAGAAAGUGGUGGUGGUGAUUUUGGAUAAAGAGCACCGCCCAGUGGAGAAAUUCGUCUUUGAGAUCACCCAGCCUCCGCUGCUGUCCAUCAGCUCCGACUCCUUGCUGUCUCACGUGGAGCAGCUGCUGCGAGCCUUCAUCCUGAAGAUCAGCGUGUGUGACGCCGUGCUGGACCACAACCCCCCAGGCUGCACCUUCACAGUCCUGGUGCACACGCGAGAAGCUGCCACUCGCAACAUGGAGAAGAUCCAGGUCAUCAAGGAUUUCCCAUGGAUCCUGGCCGACGAGCAGGAUGUCCACAUGCAUGACCCCCGGCUGAUACCCCUGAAGACCAUGACGUCGGACAUUCUGAAGAUGCAGCUCUACGUGGAAGAGCGAGCUCAGAAAAGCAGCUGAGGGUGCACCUGCCACCCCGUUCAUGCCACAACUGUGAGACUUUGGGGGCCCCCAGCCUCGGGCAGCGCUGCAGGGCCCCCCUGACUCCAAGUGCUCUUAUGGCCUCCGUGGACGGACCGCCCCCUCCUGCCCAGGGCUGCUGGGGCUGGUGGCCUUCCCGGAGGAAGCCUCCCCAGGGGCCAUGAGGGAUGCUGGGACCUCGGCUUCUCAGCCUCCUGGGCUCCAGCCAGCCAACGCUGUCUCCAUACUGUGCUGUGAGUUGUUUCAAUAAAGGGGCCCCAAGGGCUGCGCCGGGCUCUCACUCAGAAGUGGGAGGGACCCCA